Molecule: messenger RNA, 4879 nt
Organism: Plutella xylostella (diamondback moth)
Lineage: Eukaryota; Metazoa; Arthropoda; Insecta; Lepidoptera; Plutellidae
Gene: Nep3
Product: M13 family metallopeptidase neprilysin 3
Biological process (GO): protein processing
Cellular component (GO): plasma membrane
Molecular function (GO): metalloendopeptidase activity
Source: RefSeq, a predicted model, not a curated record
UUUACUAGUAGCGCGCGGCGCCUGGACGCGCUUAGUCGAUUAAACGGUUUUAGAAGAUCAAAACAUUCUAAUUUUAAAUUCCAAACAUGGCUGCUCAUAAUUGUUUCUUAAAAUUUUCGGCCAGUGAUAAAUAAUGUGAUCGAAAUAAACGUAUCGUGAUAUUUUUGAGAUUCUCUACUGUUAUUAGUUCAAAUAAUUAAUUCUAAAAUUCUCACAUAAGUUAAAUAGCCAUAUCGAGAUUAAAAAAACUUCCAUAAUUAUACAUUACAACCAUAUCACAACGUAAAAAUGUCGAGCCCGCAAUCAGAGCCAGGCACUCCAACCGUCUCCUUCCCGACUCCAGAAGACACUCCCUCCCCCACACCAGCUCAACACAACAAAUUCUCCUUCCUCAAAAACAACGGACGAUCGAACCCGUUCCACAAACUUCGACCAGCAUUUUCGCGGGAAAACUCCACCGCUGACCUGAUGUCUAAACAAAUGACGACGAUGGCGCCGAACGGCUCGGCCAAUCACGACGAGGCAGCUGAGGAGCCGGCCAAUAGGAGCAAGUUCAACUGGCUCCAGCAGCAAAGGGUUACUAGAAACGCGAACAACCCUUUUGUGAAGCCUAGACCUUCACUGACGAGGGAAAACUCUUCGGCGGAGUUGUUCGGGAGAGAGAACUCCAGUGCGGAUCUCUUCCAGAGUUCCCGGCUGAACCUUUUUGAUGCUGCCCCCAAGCCCGAGGCUAGUAGUGAUUCUAGCUUUUCUUCGGGCGUCUCGUUCAUUGGCUGGCACCAGCGCACGCGGCUGGAGCGCGCGCUGCUCGUGCUGUCAGCUGUGCUGCUAUUGGUGGUUCUGCUCAUGACGACCUUCAUGCUGGCUCUGAGAGGACCCGCGUACCUGCCCGUGCCGCCCUGCUACCAGCCUGAGCCUAAAGAACAAAGCGACGUCUGCCUCACAAGCUCAUGCAUCUACACUGCCAACGAGGUCAUCAGGGCUCUGGACGAGACCAAGAACCCCUGCGAUGACUUCUAUGAGUUCUCCUGUGGGGGCUGGAUCCGGAGUAACCCCCUGCCCGAGGGGAAGUCCAACUGGGGCAUCUUUAGCAAGAUUGAGCUGGAGAAUCAGCUGAUCUUGAGAUAUGCGCUGGAAAAAGUGAACACCUCCAACCCAGCCGGCGCGGAAGCCAAAGCUCGCAUCUACUACGAGUCCUGCAUCGACUCCAACGAGACCAUGGAGAAGCUGGCGGAGAGGCCGCUGACCGGCGUGGUGAAGCGGCUGGGCGGCUGGCACCUGCUCAACGCCACCAUGAUCAAGCAGGCCAAGUGGGACCUGCAGAAGCUGCUGCAGGGAGUGCAGAACACGUACAAUCUGGGAGGACUCUUCAACUGGGCAGUUUCAGAAGACGAUCGGAACUCAUCACGUCACGUUCUGGUUCUGGACCAAGGAGGCUUGAACCUACCAACCAGAGACUACUACCUCAACAAAACAGCCAACAAGAAGGUCUUAGACGCCUACCUGGACUACAUGACCCGAAUAUGUGUACUCCUGGGAGCGAACAAAGUCGAAGCCAGAGCCCAGAUGGCCAAGGUUAUCCAGUUUGAGACGGAACUGGCUAAUAUCACGACACCUUCGGAGGUCAGAAGGGAUGAGGAGGGCAUGUAUAAUCCAUUUACUAUCAAGGCUUGGCAGAAUGAAGCGCCGUUUCUGAACUGGACCAUGUUCUUUAAUGACGCGUUUAAAUUGGUUAAUCGGACGAUAUCACCAGAUGAGAGAAUAAUAGUGUACACCCCCGACUACUUCAAGAAUCUGACUAAGCUAAUUAGAAAGUACACUAAAACUGAAGAGGAUAAGAAAACCCUGACCAGCUACAUGAUGUGGCAGGUGUCCCGCUCUCUCUCCACGUAUCUGUCGAAGAACUUCCGAGAUGCCAACAAGAUACUGAGGAAGGCGCUGUUUGGGUCUGAAGGCACCGAGGAGUCUUGGCGGUACUGCGUCACCGAUACCACUAAUGCUCUUGGCUUCGCAGUGGGCGCAAUGUUUGUCCGCGAAGUGUUCAAGGGCGAGGCGAAAACCCAGGGCGAGAUCAUGAUCGACAACAUCCGGAACGCCUUCAAGAGGAACCUCCUCAACCUGGACUGGAUGGACGCCGAGACCCGCAAGGCUGCAGAGAUUAAGGCUGACGAUAUCACUGAUAUGAUUGGUUUCCCUGACUUUAUCCUGAGCAAGGAGCAACUAGACAAGCAGUAUGAAGACUUGGUGGUCAGACCAAACCAGUACUUUGAGAACAACAUCGAAUUCAACAUGUACACGCUACGGAACGACUUGAAACGAUUGGACCUGGCCGUUAACAAAACUAAAUGGGGAAUGGCGCCACCAACUGUAAACGCUUAUUAUACACCGACAAGGAAUCAAAUAGUUUUCCCAGCCGGUAUACUACAAUUACCUUUCUACGAUGGUGAUAAUCCGAAAUGCGUAAAUUAUGGGGCCAUGGGAGUGGUGAUGGGACAUGAAUUGACGCACGCAUUUGAUGAUCAAGGGAGAGAAUACGACAGGUUUGGCAACCUAAAUCAGUGGUGGAACAAUGCUACAAUAGACCGCUUUAAGAAACGAGCUGAAUGUAUUGAGAAACAAUACGCAUCAUAUUCAUUAGAUGGGCAUCAUUUGAAUGGAAUAACUACGCUCGGUGAAAAUAUUGCUGACAACGGUGGUCUGAAAGCGUCGUUCCAUGCAUAUUUGGACUACAGUAAAACAUCAAAAGCCAAUGUAACACUGCCUGGCCUGAAGUACAACCAUCGUCAGUUAUUCUUCAUUUCUUUCGCUCAGGUUUGGUGUUCUGCGAUGACCAAAGAAUCAACAAAGAUGCAGAUUGAAAAAGAUGACCACACAGUAGCCAGAUAUCGGGUGAUUGGGCCUAUAUCUAACCUCAAGGAGUUCUCUGAAGAGUUUAACUGUCCAUUGGGAUCUGCGAUGAAUCCAAAACAUAAAUGUGAAGUUUGGUAAUCAAACAACAUUUGUAUUGGUGCGUUACGUUCCUGAAAUCAAAUAAAAAGAGCUUAUGCAAAAUAUUACUAAACAGUUGGUUAGGUGUGAAGUGAUCUGAAUGAUUCCUGGAGUUACGAGCAACCUAUUUGUAAACGGAUUUGUGUAAUCUAGCUUCCAAUUGUACAAGAAGGAGAUGAAUGGAUCAAUCUAGUUAAUGAAACGAAUAACUAGAAUUAUGCUAACGAUAAAAAUAUAGACGACAGAGCCACUGAACGUAAUUAUAAGUGAUUUUUGUUUGUCAAUGUCUUAUUUUAAGGGUAAAAGUAUUAUUAUGCUUUCUGAAAGCUUUGUGUGCAAUGUUUGUACCUAGUCUGUACUUAUUUAACUUUUAUUGAUGUUACCUAUUAUGAAAAGCCUGUAGUGUUUCGUUUUAACUUUUAAGUUAAGUACCUAUAAUAAUUUUAUCAUACAGUUAAAUUUUAAAGGUUAUUUAUAAAUCAAAAGUAACUAAGUGCUCUUUGUUAAGAUAUUUUUUUUCAUGCAGGUAUUCUGAAGCCAAAAUGCUGGUCAUUUUUAUGCUGAAAGUACCUUUCAAAUAUAUGUAUAGGGCUAUACUAAACUUAAUCUACAUACACCAACAUUGUCUUGCAGAUAGUUCAUAAAUAAAUAAAUAAUUAAAAAAUGUGCCAUGGUAUAUUCAUACAAACUUUAUUAUUGUAUGUAUACAUUUUAAUUACUUUAUAAUAGUGCCAAGAGGAAAUCAUUGCUUAUAAGUGGUUUUAGAGACAGAUAUUUCCUAAAUAUUUGUCUAAUUUUAAAAAUAGUAUAGCCCUAUUAAUUAUAUGGUCGUACAUUUUUGCUUUUAGUAUUAUUACGUGUUUGUGUAAAAUGAGAGUUUUUGUAGGUAUUUGAUGUUCUAUGUACUUGCUGUUAGUUUAGUACAUAUAUAUUACAUUUAAUUAUGAUAUUGUCUUACUCAGGAGUGUCCUAUGUUAUUAAGUAUCUUGGUAUACCUACAUGUAUUACCUACUUCCAUGAUUACUCUUAUUCGUAUUGUGUUAAUAUGUACUGUUAAUUUUUUAGUUACUUUUUAAAAAUAUUUACUCUUAGGUGGCGUCAACGACGUACGCACUACACUAGUAGGUAUUAUUUUCUCUAUGGCGAUGGCGGAGAAUCACGUACAAAUCUCCGCCUGUGGCCGCCAGUCCGCCCGCUAGCGUCGUCGUGGACGCGGCCUUAAUAAUCAAAUCCAAAUGUAGGUAACUAACAUGUAUUGUAAUUAAGAAAAGUAUUUAGUCAGAACACUGAAAGCCUAUUUUGUAUGUUAUUUUUUGUUAUAAGUAAGUACCUAUUUAUGUUUUGGAAAUUAUGUUUUUUUUCUAUUUUAUAAGUAAGUAUAACUUAUAGUUAUAAUAAUAGUACAAACGGAAUUAUAUUCUAAAAUAGUAUAAAUACCUAAUGCAUUGUGAGCUUUGCCUUAAUUAUCAAUUCAUCUGAACAAAAUAAUAAUAUGAUAAGCCACGUACUACUGACUUAUGACCACUACAACCGUAGUAAUAAAAUAAUGAUGAUGGCUGUACCGAAAUGGUAUGACAAUAAAAACGUCUUGUUAUAUUACCAGCCCAUAUUUAUGCCAAUUUCUCUCAUAAUAUAUAUGGUAGGUAUAGCAUUUCAAAAUAACUAUCAUAGUUUCUCUUAAGUAGUUUCAACAUAAUCAAUGGUAGAAAACUAUUUUAUACCUACUUACAUAAAAAUAAUACCAUUACCAGCUCCUUUAUUAAAACUAGUUAUGUUUGGAUUGUUUAUAGUAAUGCGAAGGCCUGUUUCACAAAGUCUGAAUAAGUUUCAUAGUAAGAGUUGAGCUUCACCAUUAAAAAUGCACCAAGCAUCAAAUUAAACAAGGUGUGAU